AUGAGAAUGGAGUUUUGGAAAGAUACAAUUAAUAAGAUUUAUGCUGGAAAUCCUCCCGAGCAGCCUAUUGCUUUAGCUAUUGCAGAAGCAUUGAAGACGUCAAAGUUAUCAGCCAUGUGGAUGAAGCGCAUUAUAUCUGAAAGAAGUAGUAAUUUAGACGAUCACCAAUUCAUGACAAUAAAGGAUAUGGAAAAUUAUUCUGAAAACACACAAUCCAGUCUAUUAUACCUUCAACUUGAAUCAUUGGGUGUCAAGGAUGUCAAUGCGGAUCACGCUAUUAGUCAUAUUGGUAAAAUGAUUGGUAUUACAACUUUCUUAAGAUCAUUGCCUUUUCAUGUCAGCCAAAAGAGACUAGUCUUACCUGCCGAGAUUACAGCAAAGUACGAUAUCAUUCAAGAAAAUGUGUUCCGUGGAGAAAUUGAUGGUAUGGAAGAUGCUGUUUAUGAUGUUGCUACAGCAGCCUAUGACCAGCUAUUGACUGCUCGUUCAAUCUUGAAUCAAGUUCCUGGAGAUGCUUUUCCCGCCUUGUUAUCAGCUGUACCUCAUAUCAAGUUUUUGGAGAACCUGGAGAAAGUAAAUUUCAACAUAUUUGAUGUGAAAUUACAAAAGAAAGACUGGAAAUUGCCAUUGACUAUGUACAAAGCUUAUAAGACACACAAAAUUUAG
Messenger RNA from Gilbertella persicaria, 666 nucleotides. RefSeq names its product Squalene/phytoene synthase. NCBI's taxonomy places the organism in Eukaryota, Fungi, Mucoromycota, Mucoromycetes, Mucorales, Choanephoraceae. Gene Ontology annotation, cellular component: mitochondrion. Gene Ontology annotation, biological process: biosynthetic process; mitochondrial respiratory chain complex I assembly. Bases 1 to 666 code for a protein of 221 amino acids. The transcript is spliced from 5 exons. The record is from RefSeq and is a predicted model, not a curated record.